UAGCUGGUCGCUUGUCCUAUCUGACUUUGUUGCGUAAACGAGCUCGCUAGGGAUUCCCCUCGCUCCCGUCGAUAUUUAAUGGAAAUGGCUCUCCCUGCCGACCCCGCAUCUUCUCCUCUCAGUUCAUCAGCAACCCACUCCUCUCGCCCUUCCUGCCACGAAAAGGCAGCAGCCACGCACCAGUAUGCGCGACAUUGUCCAAGAGGAACAAAUUCACCCUCUUGGUCUCACGGGUUCUGAUGACUACGACUACGACUACGAAGUGUACUACUUCUGGCCCUCAAUUUCGCCACACGUUGUGUCUGCUGAUGAUAUCGAGGCUUUCGACUUGGUUGAGUGGCCAGCAACCACCCAGUGGUCCCUACUCAACGACAACCAUCCUGCCCGUCCAAUUUCUCCCGUUAUAUCACUCUCGUACACAACGACAACGGAAUUCGCCUUUCCGACUGUUGAAGAUGAGGCCGGGCUUUCAGGCUAUAGCCGUUUCUUCAGAUCCGGCUUUCGAUGUGCAUCACACCGAUUGACACGACGGUUUGACAAUGUCUUGCAUGCACUUCAGAAGCGUCUUCGCGCCACCAAACGCAAGUUAGUGUUCAGACGUUGAACCCGCUGGUAUCUUGUCUGGCGCCUUGAUCGGACGUUCUUGAUCACAAUGCUUGAUCACACCUAAAAACUGCACGCUUUGGAGGACAAUCUUGGAUGAUGUACAUAUUGGUUCGUGUAUAUCGAACGCCUCCUUUCUUGGUCUUGAUUUCUUGUAGAAUUCUGCGUCGCUGCACUUGCUAUCUUGUUUUCUUGGUUUUGUGUUUCUUGGUCGCACACAAGUAGCAUACGUUCAUCAUAAUGCUGUUUCUUGCUCAUUCAGCCACAUUCAUAUCGUGUCAUAUAAUUUGAUCAAUUGCAAUGUAAAUAGUCACUCGAAGAAAGGUCCGCUAAAGCA
Molecule: messenger RNA, 940 nt
Organism: Somion occarium
Lineage: Eukaryota; Fungi; Basidiomycota; Agaricomycetes; Polyporales; Cerrenaceae
Source: the annotation of a GenBank genome assembly